CCAAAACUUCUAUGCUUUGUCUGACAGAAAAAUAUAUUUGUUUACUUUACAAUAAUUUAAAAUAGAAUAGUAUAUUUCUUGAUGUAAAAUAAGUUUAAUCAGUAACAACAUAUAUUGUUAUACUUUAUAGUUAAUCAUCAUACAAAAUGAAGUUUUCAAUUCCUGAAAUAUCAUGGCAUAAUCGAGAUCCUGUUCUAAGCGUAGAUAUUCAACCUAAAUGUGACGAGAACGAACCAUUGCGGCUAGCUUCUGGGGGCACAGAUACUCAUGUUUUGAUAUGGCAUAUCUCUAUAACAGAAAACGGUUCUAUCAAGUUAGAGGUAGCAGCUGACUUAACACGCCACCAGAAAUCAGUAAAUGUCGUGAGAUGGUCUCCAGAUGGAAAAUUACUUGCAUCAGGCGAUGAUGAAUCGAUUAUAUUUAUUUGGAAGCCUAAAACUGAAGAGUCAGCGACUUCAUCACAAGACGGCGAAGAACAAUAUAAGGAGAAUUGGGUUAUUCAUAAAACACUGCGAGGACAUGUCGAGGAUGUUCUGGACUUAAGUUGGAGUGUUGACUCAUUGCACCUCGCCUCCGGCUCAGUGGAUAACAAACUACUCAUGUGGGAUAUUGCAAAAGGCAAAUACACUUGUCUUUCAACUGACCAGGGCUUUGUGCAAGGAGUCUCGUGGGACCCUAAAGGGCAGUUUAUUGCUUCAGCUAGUAGUGAUAGGACUUUUCGCAUAUUUGAUGUAGCAACUAAGAAAGUCGUAUCUAAAAGUAGCAAAGCGGUCCUGCCCUUUCCGAAAGACCAUGCGCUGUAUGACACCAAAGUCCGUCUGUACCACGAUGAUACGCUACAAACAUAUUACCGAAGGCUGGAGUUCAGUCCCGAUGGCCUGCUGAUAGCGGUGCCCGCCGGCCGCAUCGAGCCGGAGCAAGCCAAGAUGGAUGUCAAACCAAUCAAUGCUGUUUAUAUUUACACAAGAUACUCCUUAAAAGUGCCGGCGUGCGUGGUGCCGUGCGGCGAGCCCGCGCUGGCGGUGCGCUGGUCGCCGCUGCGGUACGGGGCGCGCGGCGCCGGCCCGCCCGCCGCGCUGCGCACGCGCUCGCGCCUCGUGCUCGCCGUCGCCACCAAGCGCUCGCUGCUGCUCUACGACACGCAGCAGAGGACGCCCAUCGCACUUAUCUCCAACAUACACUAUACCAGACUAACAGACUUGACGUGGUCGUCUGACGGGCGCGUGCUGGUCGCCUCCAGCACUGACGGCUUCUGUUCCAUCAUCACCUUCGCUGAGGGGGAGCUCGGGGAGCCUCUGCCUGAAGACGAAAUACUAUCAGAUUCAAUCGAAAAAGAUACAACGAAACCAACUAACAAGGAAAAUAAACAAGAAGACAAUAUAAAACCAACGAAAACAUCUAAUAUACCAAAAAUAGAUUCCUUUAUUAAAUUCAAAGCGCCCGAUGAAUCUCCUAAAAAGCAGAAAAUAGACAAAAUACAGCAAAAAACACCAGUCAAAGUGGAUUUACUUGUGGAAACUGCAAUGUCUUCGUGGUCUGAUAGUUCCAAUAAUGAAAUUAUCAGACCAAAAACUGAAGAACCAAUGGAAAUAGAUAAAGACGAAGAAGUAAUGAUCAUAGAAGAUUCUGAAGAUAUGAAAUUAGUGUACGAAGACACACAGAUGGAUAAAAAAUCACCAGAAAUUGAACAGAAAAAAAUCUCACCAAAAUGUGAUACACCAACUUCGAAUAAAAUAAGUGAAAGCAAUUUCCUAAAACAGGCAAAGGUGACAGAUAUAAAAGAGCCAGUGGCGCUGAAAGCUGUCCCCAGCCCUAAAGCGCCGCGCAGAGUCAACUUCGUAACACUGUCCAGCCCCAAAAAUAAGAAGACUUGUUAAUUAUUGUAAUAUACAUACUAAUAUUGACUAUAAAGAUUAUUAUAAUAUCAA
Messenger RNA from Papilio polytes (common Mormon), 1928 nucleotides. It is a transcript of the gene Caf1-105, whose product is annotated as chromatin assembly factor 1 subunit B. Gene Ontology annotation, molecular function: protein binding. Bases 147 to 1877 code for a protein of 576 amino acids. The transcript is spliced from 8 exons. Lineage: Eukaryota; Metazoa; Arthropoda; Insecta; Lepidoptera; Papilionidae. Gene Ontology annotation, biological process: nucleosome assembly; DNA replication-dependent chromatin assembly. Gene Ontology annotation, cellular component: CAF-1 complex; nucleus. The record is from RefSeq and is a predicted model, not a curated record.